This is a messenger RNA of Peronospora farinosa, 1506 nucleotides long. Lineage: Eukaryota; Oomycota; Peronosporomycetes; Peronosporales; Peronosporaceae. The record is from the annotation of a GenBank genome assembly.
AUGACCUAUGAGGAUCUUGGCGUCUCAAAUGCCACUGAACCCGAACGUCUCGUGAACAACAAGGUCAUUACACCCGUUUUAUCACCAAUUGAGUCGGAAGCAGCCGCUCUUCGUCGUCGUACAUCCAUCCCCAGCACGUUUUCUUUUGGUGGUGUGGACCACGUCAUCCCCGCUGACGUCAGUCAACGUCGUUGGCGAAGCUUUGAUGCUGCUGCGAUUGUAAACAAUGUUGCUGCGAUUGUAAACAAUGCCGCUGCGUCUUCAGCUCUUGAGAUGUUGUCCCAACGUAUUCAACAUGAGAGUCAGCACGUACUCAAGCGGAAAGCACGACUGUCCAAACGUCGAGAGCUUUUACGCAGUGUCAGUUGUUGGCUCAGCUCUAGUCGACGUGAUCAAGUUGCUUUGUUACAGAUGCAGCUGGUAGCUGAAGUAGCAACAGGCAAUCGGUCGUUGGCUGUACUUAGUGAUAUGCAUACGGUACUCGCUCUCGAUGAAGCGGAUGAACUUCGUCAUCGAGGAAGUUUUGCAGCGAGUCAGUCCUUAUUGGACGGAAUUGAACAAUCGGAACGUGCAUUGGCUGAAGAUUGGCUACGACAAGUACUGCAAUUACAAGCUCAUUAUCUUGCUAAGCUUGUGGAACUUCACAGGCAGAAAAAUAUCGUGUCAAACAGUUUGACACUUGAGCAAUUGCUUCUUCAAGUGGAUAAUGUCAAGUCAGCUACAGAUGAACCGACACUUGCUUUUGUACGUUUUGAAAAGCUUCUGAGUCGUCAGAAAUUGCUCAAGCCAGAGCUUAAGAAAGCACUGGACAAGCUCUGCUUGGAUACGAUGCGGUCUUUUACACGUGCUAGCAGCCAACCAGGACCCAAGACGGUUUUUGACGAUAGAGAACCACGUGAUGUCAUGCAAUCGCUCGUCUUGGAGAUUGUCAAUGCUGUUGCUAAGGAAGCCAAGCUGGAUACGAAUCAAAUGCCAGCACUACUGGUGUUUGUGGAGCACAUGGUCUUUAGUCGCCUUGCAUGUGCGUGCUAUCGUGGCACAGCUGCUGAUCUGGAUGAGCUUAAUAGUUCAUGGCGUGACCAGGCAGCUAAAAUUCGCACACUGAGUCUGGAAGAAGUUGGCUUGCCCGUGGAAAUUCCUGUAAAAGCUCAGCAGCAAGAGCUUUUUAGCAAAUCUAUUGCUGCGUUCAACAAAAUCCCGCACCUCGUGCCUUCUAGUGUGCUGGCGUCGUUCAUGCGUGCUGUGUGUACGUUGUAUUGUGAGGCCAAGGAAGAAUUUGGCCUGGACAGCAGCUGCAUUUCGGCUGAUGUAUUACUGCCAUUGUUGGUGUACGUGUUGAGCCGCUGCGAGCUGCCGCACUUGCACUCGCAGGUGUAUUUGAUGGAGCAAUACGCCAUUGAUGAAUCCCAGAGUGGCUCAGAAGCUGCUUACUAUUUGGCGUGCUUGCAGGCUGCAAUGGGCUACAUCGUGGGCAAUGGAGUUGUUGAGGUCACUGAGUCUCAGUAA